AUGGUCGUUUUAGAGGAGGUAGAUGUGAAGUUAGUAGUGUUGGUGAUGGUGGUGGGGGUGGUGGUGUUGGUGGUCAAGGGAUGGAGGGGAGGUGACAGAGGUGGUGGUGAUGGCUUCAGUGGUAGAGGUGAUGCUUGCGGUGGAUUUAGUGAUGUUAGCAGUGUUAUGGAAGGUGAUGAUCAUGGAGGAGGGGGUUUAGGUGGUGGUGGUGAUAAAGGUGGUGGUAGUGGUGACGGAGGUGAUGGUGGUGGAGAGGGCAGCAACAUAGGUGUUGGUAGUGGAGGUGGUUAUGGAAGAAUGAGUAUAGGUGGUAGUGAUGGUGGAGGUGGAGGUGAUAGUGGUGGUGAUGGUUGCAGAUGUAUCGGUGGAGGUUGUGGCGGAAACAACAACAAAGAUGAUUGUUAUGGUGGAAGGGUGGAGGUGGUGGUGGCAGGAAUGGAUGUGGUAAUAGCGGCAAAGGUGGUGGCAUUGGCGAUAGAGGUGAAAAUUGUAGUGGUGUUGGCAGAAUAG
Lactuca sativa (garden lettuce) is the source of this 510-nucleotide messenger RNA. The record is from RefSeq and is a predicted model, not a curated record. Lineage: Eukaryota; Viridiplantae; Streptophyta; Magnoliopsida; Asterales; Asteraceae.